Messenger RNA from Paramecium sonneborni, 1992 nucleotides. Lineage: Eukaryota; Ciliophora; Oligohymenophorea; Peniculida; Parameciidae. The record is from the annotation of a GenBank genome assembly.
AUGGAUUAAGGAGUAAAUCAUGGAUUUUCAUUGAGAAAGAUUUGUAAAUAACGACUUAAGGGUGUAUUUGUAUCUCUAAUUUAAACAAACCCUAAUGUCUAGAAUUAUUUUUUAAUCGUAGAUUAGAAGACAGUAAAAGUCUUUUCUGCUUAUAUGAAAAUGGCUGAGUAAAUUAAACUUUGAAAGCUUAGAUUAAUGGAAUUAGGAGUAUGUGCAGUUGAAAAAUUGGAAUUAGGUAGAAAGCCAUUUCUAAAAGAUUCAUGCUAAUUAUUUUAUUUCUCCAACUUAGGAUUCAAUAUGGAAAGUAUUAGAUGAUUUUAAAGAUAAAAAAAAUCCAUAAUAUGGUGUUGUGCAUUUAUUUUUAUCAAAUGAAAAUAGAUUAAGCUUUAAUGUAAAAAUUGCUUAAUGUACAGAAUGUAUAUAUAAAUUUAGGUAAUUAAUUAAUAACAAAAAUUGCCUCAUUCAAAAUAGUGAAUUUAGAUUUUUCUUGUACAUCUGAUUAAGUAUUCACAAUAGAAACCCCUCAAAUUCUGAAAAAGGCAUUUACUUAAUAAAGUAAAUUAAUUAUUAAAUAUAUUUUAGAUGAGUAAUAAUUAUUGAAAGAUGUUUCAUAUAAAUUGGCUACAUUGCUAAUUUCAUUAAUAAAUUUUAUAGUUUUGAAUUUUUAUAUCAUUAAGCAGGAAAAAGAAGCAGGAAAAAUAACUGUUAUGAUAAUAGAUAGAUCAUAUGAUAUAGCUACACCAUUAUUGCAUGAUUUUUAUUAUCAAUCUAUGAUUUAUGAUUUAUAGGAUAUAACAAAUGAUAUAUAUGAAAAUGAAGUUGAAACUAAUGGAAAAUAAAUUAAAUAGAAAGUCAUAUUUAAUAAAAAUGAUGAUUUAUUCAAUAACUAUAAGUAAAUAAAUUAUAUAUAAUCCAAGAUACAGACAUAUAAUUCAAGUUUUAGAUGGAAUUCCUGUAGAAUUUAAAGAAUUCAUACAUAACAAUACUACAGCUAAGGUUCAUUAAGGAUAAAUGAAUAAUUUAGAUUUGAACUAAAUGUCAGAAAUUGUUAAGACAUACAUUAAUAUAAUGAAUUAUUAGGAAAAUACACCUUACAUAUGGUAUUAAGAAUAUUAAAUAUUUAUUAAAGAAACUAAUUGAAAAGAGUUGGGCAAUCUUUGAAAAUAAAGGUCUCAAAGAAAUUGCUGAAAUUGAAUAAAGUUUAGUAACUGGUAUAGAUGAUGCUGGUAAAAGUAUUUCAACUACAAAAAUAUAAAGUUCAGUUACAACUAAAUUAAGGAUUGAAACAUUAGAUGAAUAUGAUAAAUUAAGAUUAAUUUUAUUAAGUAAUUUAGUAUUAUUAUUUAGCAUCAAUUGGGUUGGAAAUGUCAGAAAAAGAUAGAAAAAUAUUAACAGAUGAAAUAAAAGUUGAACAUUAAUAAGCUAUUUUUAAUUUGAUAUAUUUAGGUGUUAAUCCUUAAAAAGGAGGUUAAAAAACAGUAUAUUUUAUUAAAAUUAAUAUUUAGUCGAAAUCAUCAAAUAGAAUAAAUGAUGACUUAAAAAAAUAAGCUAAACACAAAUAAGCAAGUGCUUGUUCUGAAUUUUCGAGAAAUAUUCCUUUGCUUGAAACAUUAGUUGAAAGUUAUAUUGAAUCUAAUUACAAAAAACCAUAGAAAUUUGAUUCUUUGAUUAUAAAUGAAGAUGGUAUAGGUAGUAAAGGUAGUGGUAAAUUAAAUAGAAAAGGAGGACAAUCAGCUAGAAUGAUGAUGAUAGUGAUGAAACUAUUAAUUGCACUUCUAAAUUGGUAAACUAUUUUAUUAUUAAAUAUAUAAAUUAUUUUUAUCGUUGGAGGUAUUAGUUACUCUGAAAUAAGAAGUUUACUAAGUUACUAAAAAAUUACUAGUUCACAAAUUACUGUAAAAUAAUUCAUAAUUAUAAAAGUUGGUUGGUUCAACUAAUAUAGUGAAACCUAAAGACUUUUGUUAAGGAUUUUUAGAAAUGAAUACUCUUUGA